GAGAGCUCGCGGAUGGUCGCCGGAGGUAAAGAGCAGAGUUAAAUAUCGCAGCAUGGAGCUAGGGACAGCUACAAGCUGAUAGCAACGACAAAAAAAAGAAUCAUUGAUCAGAGUUAGGAGUACAGUAUUCAUGUUGAUGUUGGGUGACCGCCGCUGCCCAAUGUACAAUAAGGACAAAAAUGAGCUUCUGGAUACAGCUUGGGCUCCUCCUUUGGAAGAAUUUCACCUAUCGGAAAAGACAGAUUGUUCAGCUGGUUAUUGAGAUUCUGUGGCCUCUCUUCCUCUUCUUUAUAUUAGUCUCUGUGCGUCAGUCCCAUCCAUCGUUUGAGCAGAAUGAAUGUCACUUUCCAAACCAUGCAUUACCAUCAGCAGGGACACUGCCAUGGAUACAGGGAAUCAUCUGUAAUAUUAAAAAUCCUUGCUUCCAGUAUGCUACCCCAGGAGAAACUCCAGGAAAUGUGGGGAAUUUCAAUCAAUCCAUUCUUUCACGUUUGCUAGCUGAUGCUCAGAAGGUGCUACUUCAUGCUAAUCAGGACCACAUCCUGCAAAGUUUCAAUCAACUCCUGAAUGCUUUGAAAAAGCUCAAUGAAAACAGCCUUCCAUUAUCUGGUUUACCAAUCAAAGAAUACCUGCAGAAGAAUCAGACCCUAUCCAAGUUUUUCCUGAACAAUGCAUCACUUCCCACAGAGGUGGUCAACGAUUUAAUGGCAGCAAAAAUAAAUCUCAGUCAGAUACCCCUUGCUGGAUCAAGGGAAAAUUUUAAAGAGAUUGUUUGCAACAAGUCUCAUCUCUCCAGUUUCUUGACUACAAAGAAUAUGAAGGCAUUCAACCGUUUGCACAAGAAUUUGUGUGCCUUACCAGAGAGAACACUGCAAAACGCAACAGCUAUUUUCCUUUCUGAAGUCAACUUCUCCAAACUCUUGGCGGAGAGGGCUACAUUUAGUGCUGAGAAUGCACUUGAUGCAUCUAAUGCCCUUAACAGUUUUAUACUCAGAGUGGGAUCUCUUGUGCAGCAGAAACAACUUAGUCAUUAA
Molecule: messenger RNA, 1034 nt
Organism: Hemiscyllium ocellatum (epaulette shark)
Lineage: Eukaryota; Metazoa; Chordata; Chondrichthyes; Orectolobiformes; Hemiscylliidae
Gene: abca4a
Product: ATP-binding cassette, sub-family A (ABC1), member 4a
Exons: 10
Coding region: 180-1034 (284 amino acids)
Source: RefSeq, a predicted model, not a curated record